Molecule: messenger RNA, 618 nt
Organism: Protobothrops mucrosquamatus (brown spotted pit viper)
Lineage: Eukaryota; Metazoa; Chordata; Lepidosauria; Squamata; Viperidae
Product: testicular acid phosphatase homolog
Exons: 9
Coding region: 1-618 (205 amino acids)
Biological process (GO): negative regulation of ERBB4 signaling pathway; regulation of neuronal synaptic plasticity; lysosome organization
Cellular component (GO): postsynaptic membrane; lysosome
Molecular function (GO): acid phosphatase activity; receptor tyrosine kinase binding; protein tyrosine phosphatase activity
Source: RefSeq, a predicted model, not a curated record
AUGGCUUCAAUUAAAUGCUUCACUAUCCACUUGCUAAAUUUGACUUCCCACACAGAUAAAUGUUACAAAAGCCCCCAGUAUUUGCUCUAUGGAAAAAGGCAGAUCUAUGUCCGCAGCACAGAUUAUGAUCGCACCAUCAUGAGUGCCCAAGCCAACCUGAUGGGACUUUAUACAAAUUCACAUUAUAUGGUUGACAAUGGCUUUAUGGAAAAAAUGGCUAAUUAUACGGGGCUUAAAUCUGAGCAGCUGACCCCGAGAGGCCUCUGGAAGGUGCAUGACACACUCUUCUGUCAGAAAACCCAUAACAUGACUUUGCCUAACUGGGAUACACCACAGGUUUUGGCAACUCUCUCAGAGAUAGAAGUGUUUAAUAUUGAAGCCCAUGUGGGAAUGCACGCUACCCAGGAGAAGGCUCGAUUCAUUGGAGGUUUGCUGCUGGGUGCUAUUUUGAGCAACUUUUCCAAAACGGUGUGCCAGGAUCUGCCUCUUAAGAUGAUCAUGUAUUCUGCUCAUGACAGCACCUUGAUUGCUCUCCAGGCAGCCCUCGGGGUUUACAGUGGCUGUCCACCACCCUAUGCAGCUUGUCAUGGAUUUGAAUUCUACCAAGAAAACUGUUAG